This is a messenger RNA of Caenorhabditis briggsae, 1287 nucleotides long. The transcript is spliced from 8 exons. The record is from RefSeq and is a predicted model, not a curated record. Gene Ontology annotation, molecular function: polynucleotide 5'-hydroxyl-kinase activity. Gene Ontology annotation, cellular component: nucleus; mRNA cleavage factor complex. Bases 1 to 1287 code for a protein of 428 amino acids. Gene Ontology annotation, biological process: tRNA splicing, via endonucleolytic cleavage and ligation. NCBI's taxonomy places the organism in Eukaryota, Metazoa, Nematoda, Chromadorea, Rhabditida, Rhabditidae.
AUGGGGGAAGAGCAAGUACAAGAGUUCAAGCUAAAGGAAGACUGCGAAUUGAGGUUUGCAGCAGGAGAGGAUUCUGAAGUUGUCCUAGAACUUGUACAUGGAUACGCAGAAAUCUUUGGAACUGAAAUUAUUUUGAAUAAAAAAUAUAAUUUCCCAGCUAAGUCACGAGUAGCUGUUUUUACAUGGAAAAGUGCCACCAUCGAGCUAGUCGGAGCUACAGAAAGUGCCUACGUGGCUGAAAGUACUCCGAUGGUUAUCUAUCUGAACAUCCAUGCAGCUAUGGAAGAAAGCCGGAAGAAGCGAGAAGAGCAGGCAGUUAGCAAUUCCAGCAAACCAAAAGGUCCUAGGUUGUUGCUAGUUGGACCUCAGGAUGUCGGAAAGACGACAGUGUCCCGAAUUCUGUGUAACUAUUCAGUUCGACACGGACGCACUCCAAUACUUGUAGAUCUGGAUGUUGGACAGAAUAGUGUUUCUGUACCAGGAUCUGUUGCCGCUUUACUGGUUCAGAAGACAGCUGAUGUUGUAGAUGGAUUCGAAAGGAAUAUGCCUAUUGUCUACAAUUUCGGACACAGUUCUCCAUCUCAGAAUCUUUCGCUCUACGAAACCCUAUUCAAAGCCCUCGCAUCUACAAUCAACAGUCAGAUUGAACAAAAUGACGAAGCAAGACUUGGAGGAAUGAUCAUCAACACUUGUGGAUGGGUCGAUGGAGAAGGAUACAAAUGUAUUGUGAAAGCAGCGUCGGCUUUCGAAGUCGAUGUUGUCAUAGUAUUGGAUCACGAAAGACUCUACAGUGAUCUCAGCAAAGAGCUCCCAGAGUUCGUACGGCUGACCCAUGUUCCAAAAUCAGGAGGAGUCGAACAACGAACUGCACAAAUUCGAUCUGCGACCAGAGGAGAAAAUGUCCAUCGAUAUUUCUAUGGAACCAGAGCCAACAAUCUUUUUCCAUUCACAUUUGAUGUUCCAUUCGAUACAGUCACUCUUUGCAAAAUCGGUGCUGAACAGCUGCCUGAUUCCUGUCUGCCAUUUGGAAUGGAAGUUGAGAAUCACGAGACGAAAAUUAUUAUUAUUGAGCCAUCAGUGGAAAUCAAGCAUCAUCUUUUCUCUUUCUCUCGCGGUUCGAUUGCUGAGAAAAAUGUGCUCACAUCAUCGGUGUGGGGAUUCUGUCUUAUUACAGAGGUCGAUAUGGAGAAAAGAACUAUCUCAAUUUUAUGUCCUCAAAACACGAUUCCAUCAAAGACGCUCGUUUAUUCAGAAGUCACCCAUCUUGACGACCAGAUAGAGCGAUAA